GGCAGUUACUGGGCUCUGAGGAGCACCUGCCACAACUGACUUGUGAUGGAGCAGCAGAGUGAGAGAAUACCACUGCUAAUGCCAGCUCCGACUGCUAAGAUUUUCUUUACUUUGACAUAUUUCUCUGCAUAUCUGAAACAUCUGUUAUAAUUUCUACUCUUCGGGGCGGAAGGACAGAGAAGUUACCGGUACCAGCAAUGGGAGAUCCCUCCCAUCGGGCAAUAUACAUGCCAAUUUGGCAUCCGAAGACAAUAUUGUUGCUGGCAUCAGUGGCCUUCCAGGGCGUGAAUACCACACUCGCUUUGCCAGUGAAGAGGCAUCAGUGGGUUCUACAUGCAGCAGGAGUGGAGAGCUCAUAAUGGGCCACAGAGUUAUUACAAAUGUCCCCUUGAGGAUUGCCUGCUGAUCUGUCACUCCAGGUCUCCAUCAUCUACCUUCCAAGGAGGAAUUCAGACAUCCACAGAGAGUCCUUUCUCUCAGAGAUCCCACCAAGUCUUUGUCUCCACCACAUGGAACCAGGAAAUGGUACACAGAUUUCGGAAUUUCUUCUUCUGGGAUUAUUAAAGGAACCAGAACUACAACCUCUUGUAUAUGGGCUUUUCCUCUUUAUGUACCUGGUCACAGUUUCUGGAAACCUGCUCAUCAUCCUGGCUGUUAUCUUUGACCCCCACCUCCACACACCCAUGUACUUCUUCCUCACCAACCUGUCUUUUGUAGACAUCUGCUUCACCUCCUCUACCAUCCCCAAGAUGCUGCUGAACAUCCAGACAAAGAAUAAAGUCAUAACCUAUGAAUGCUGCAUCACGCAGAUAUAUUUUGUGUUAUUCUUUGCUGUGUUGGAUGACUUUCUCCUGACUGUGAUGGCCUAUGACCGCUAUGUGGCCAUUUGCCACCCCCUGCACUACACAGUCAUCAUGAACCCCCGGCUCUGUGGACUGCUGGUUCUGGUGUCCUGUAUCAUGAGUGCCCUGCAUUCCUUAUUACAAAGUUUAAUGGUGUUGCGACUAUCAUUCUGUACAGACUUGGCAAUCCCCCACUUUUUCUGUGAACUCAAUAAGGUAAUUCAACUUGCCUGUUCUGACACCUCCAUCAAUGAAACAGUGAUGCACUUGGCUGCAGUUGUCCUGGCCGGUGCGCCCCUCACUGGUAUCUUGUACUCUUACUCUAAAAUAGUUUUCUCCAUCCGUGGAAUCUCAUCAGCUCAGGGAAAGUAUAAAGCAUUUUCCACCUGUGCAUCUCACCUCUCAGUUGUCUCCUUAUUUUAUUGUACCAGUGUAGGAGUGUAUCUUAGCUCUCCUGCUACCCACAACUCACUGUCAAGUGUAAUUGCCUCAGUGAUGUACACUGUGGUCACACCCAUGUUGAACCCCUUUAUCUACAGUCUGAGAAAUAAAGACAUAAAGGGGGCUCUGAAAAGUUUCUUAUUGAUAACAGCUAUAAAAUGGCCAAUUACACCCGAGUUUAAGAAACACUCAUGA
Talpa occidentalis (Iberian mole) is the source of this 1478-nucleotide messenger RNA. Its product is annotated as olfactory receptor-like protein OLF4. Gene Ontology annotation, molecular function: olfactory receptor activity; G protein-coupled receptor activity. The coding region runs from base 510 to 1478 and encodes 322 amino acids. The transcript is spliced from 5 exons. NCBI's taxonomy places the organism in Eukaryota, Metazoa, Chordata, Mammalia, Eulipotyphla, Talpidae. Gene Ontology annotation, biological process: G protein-coupled receptor signaling pathway. Gene Ontology annotation, cellular component: membrane. The record is from RefSeq and is a predicted model, not a curated record.